AUGGUGACUCCGAUUUUCUACGAGGUUGAUCAUUCUGAUGUUAGGAAACAGACCGGAGAAUUUGGAAAGGUCUUUGAAGAGACAUGCAAGAACAAAACAGAUGAUGAGAAACAAAGGUGUAGGAAAGCUCUAGCAGAUGUGGCAAAUAUGGCUGGAGAGGAUUCUCGAAACUGGUGUAAUGAAGCAAACAUGAUUGAAACAAUUUCCAACGAUGUUCCGAAUAAGCUCAUAACACCAUCGAGUGAUUUAGGUGAUUUCGUUGGUGUUGAAGCUCAUUUAGAGAGAUUGAGUUCAUUGUUGUGCUUGGAAUCUGAAGAAGCUAGAAUGGUAGGGAUUGGUAAGAGUACCCUAGGAAGAGCUCUUUUCAGUCAACUCUCUAGCCAAUUCCCCCUUCGCGCUUUCGUAACUUAUAAACCAACCGAGAAGAACAGGUUUUAUCAGAAAUUUUAUGUCAAAAGGACAUAA
Molecule: messenger RNA, 465 nt
Organism: Arabidopsis thaliana (thale cress)
Lineage: Eukaryota; Viridiplantae; Streptophyta; Magnoliopsida; Brassicales; Brassicaceae
Product: Toll-Interleukin-Resistance (TIR) domain-containing protein
Exons: 2
Coding region: 1-465 (154 amino acids)
Biological process (GO): defense response; signal transduction
Source: RefSeq, marked reviewed